AUGGCUUCUCAGACCCAACAAACCCUCAUCAUCUCUGCCUGGCCCUGUGCUGGCAAGACUACAUUCGCGCAAACAUGGACGGGGCACACUGUGGUUGACCUCGACUCGUCGGGUUACGACCUCAAGAGCCCAGCUGGGACAAUCAAAUACAUCGACGAUAUCCAGGACACAGCGCGAGGCUCAUCGGGUGCCAUCGUUCUAGUCAGCUCUCACGGGGAAGUGCGCCAGCUUCUGAAGCAAAGGAGCCUGAAAUACGUGGCAGUCUCUAUUCAAGAGCUCGAGGACUGGAAGGAGCGCCAGAAGGGGCGGGUGAGGGAUGAAAAUGAUCUCGCGCAGCUGGGCCUUCUGAAGAAGGGGAUAGCGGAGUGGGAUAGCUGGAAGCAAAGUCAGGCUGGUGAGGAGUCUCACGUUGUCCUCAAGCGGCAACAGUAUUUGGGAAGCCCUGAUGUUAUUGCAGAGAUUUUGAAAUUGGGCGGAGUAAAAUCAUCGUAG
This is a messenger RNA of Diaporthe amygdali, 492 nucleotides long. RefSeq lists its product as uncharacterized. The record is from RefSeq and is a predicted model, not a curated record. The transcript has a single exon. Bases 1 to 492 code for a protein of 163 amino acids. NCBI's taxonomy places the organism in Eukaryota, Fungi, Ascomycota, Sordariomycetes, Diaporthales, Diaporthaceae.